AUGGUCAGAGUCUACAAGCCAGGAAAGGUUGCAAUCGUUCUCCAAGGGCGCCAGGCCGGAAAGAAGGUCGUCGUCAUUAAACAGCUAGAUGAGGGAACUAAGGAGCGACCAUACCCCCACGCCAUCGUCGCCGGUGUAGAACGCUACCCACGAAAAGUAACAAGACGUAUGGGCCAGAAAAAGGUUGCGCGCCGCAGCAAGGUCAAGCCAUUCGUGAAGGUCGUCAACUACUCGCAUUUGUUCCCCACGCGAUACGCUUUGGAACUCGAGGGAUUGAAGGGUGUAGUUUCAUCGGAGACUUUCAAGGAGCCAACACAACGAGAGGAGGCGAAGAAGACCGUCAAGAAGCUCCUGGAGGACCGGUAUGUUAGUGGCAAGAACAAGUGGUUCUUCCAACCACUCAGAUCGCCUGCCUUCCCCUUAUCCACUGAAUCGACACGCCAGCCUGACACCAUGUUUGGAGCAUUUGGGAACACAGCGAACAAUGCAACACCUGCGGCGGGAACCUCACUCUUCGGUGCUACAUCCAAUGCUCAGCCUCAGCAGCCCCAGCAGCAAACAGGCUCGCUGUUUGGGAAUACUCAGAAUCAGCAACAGCCGUCGCUAUUCGGGGCCACCAAUACGGGAAAUGCUCCCAAUCUGUUUGUGAACACUCAAGCGCAGCCAGGUGGCGGACUCUUCGGUCAGAACAACGCGCAGACACAGAAUCAAGGGUCGGGCGGAGGCAGCUUGUUUGGGGGCCAGCAGGCUCAGCAGCAGCAGCAGCAACCCGGGACGAGUUUGUUUGGUAGUACCAACACAAACCAGCCUCAACAACAGCAGGGGACAAAUCUUUACGGUGCCCCAGCUCAACAGACUCAACCAGCGGCCCCUGGCGGAUUGUUCGGGAGCAAGCCUGCCGGAUCCCUCUUCGGCCAAGGAGGCCUCAGCAUCAAUACGAAUACGAGCCAAGGUAAUAAUACGAACAGCAACUCAUUAUUUGGCUCCGUCGGACAGUCAACACAGCAGCAACAGCAACAGCAACAACAACAACCCGCUGCUAACAAUAUCUUCGGCCAGCCACAACAACAAGGGGGACAAACGUCAUUCGGGUCGAACCUUGGUCAAUCUACUAUUGGCAACCCAACGAAUUCGCUCUUCGGGGGUAGCAACUUAGGUUCCAGCACUCUCGGGAACCUAGGACAGUCAAACCUUGGUGCAAGCAGCCUCCUGUCCCGAGCACCGUCAUCUACACAGCAAAACCAACCCGAUUCAGCUCAGGCCCAAUUUGCGAAACUAACUGCGCAAAUCGAGGCCAUUGCGAAUGCGUGGAACUCUUCUUCGCCGGAGUGCCGAUUCCAACACUACUUCUACAAUUUCGUGGAUCCAAACCAGGUCAGCCUGUAUGGUAGGCCGCCGAACACAGCAAACGAAGCCCUUUGGCAGCAAGCAGUCCGCGAAAAUCCAGACCCCUCCUGUCAUGUACCCGUCCUCGCCGUUGGUUUCGAUGACUUGCGCCAACGUGUUGAAGCUCAGGCUCAGAAAGCUUCUGAGCAACAGGAGCAGCUGAAGAAACUCAAAACUGGUCUUAGCAACUUAACGCAACGUCAUUCGCUGUCAAAUUCUUCCCGCCUGUUACGCGCGGCGUCCUCUCAAACACAAAUAAUGCAUCGACUUCUUACACUUAUACAACAUCUUCACUUAUUAAUUCCAAGCCUACGUUCGUCAGCUAUACGGCCUGAGGAGGAAGAGCUGAGGGGUAAGCUAGAAGAAAUCGAAGAGGAACUGAAACGAGGUAGGGGUAAAGGGAAAAUCAAUGAACUUUGGGCCUUAGUCGGAGCGAUCAACGCCGCAAAAGAACGGGCAACCGGUGGCGGUUCCAAUAGUUCGGGAGAAUGGGUGGUUGUGGAUGAAGAGGGGCUAUCCCAAAUCGCCGGCGUGUUGUCGGAGCAACAGGCGGGUUUGAUACAUCUGACGAAAAUAUUACAAAAGGCGAUCAAGGAUCUGAACGUAAUCAUGGGGCGAGGGAGUAGCGCGGCCGAUGAAGUUUAUGAAGUAGAUAGGGACGAGCUAUGGAGCUCGACGAGUACACUACGAGCGAGUGCAUUACGAUAA
This is a messenger RNA of Pleurotus ostreatus (oyster mushroom), 2094 nucleotides long. RefSeq lists its product as uncharacterized. Gene Ontology annotation, cellular component: nuclear pore central transport channel; nuclear pore; ribosome. Bases 1 to 2094 code for a protein of 697 amino acids. Lineage: Eukaryota; Fungi; Basidiomycota; Agaricomycetes; Agaricales; Pleurotaceae. Gene Ontology annotation, molecular function: structural constituent of ribosome; structural constituent of nuclear pore. Gene Ontology annotation, biological process: translation; protein localization to nuclear inner membrane; nuclear pore organization. The record is from RefSeq and is a predicted model, not a curated record. The transcript is spliced from 9 exons.